Messenger RNA from Oppia nitens, 1806 nucleotides. RefSeq names its product zinc finger protein 69 homolog. NCBI's taxonomy places the organism in Eukaryota, Metazoa, Arthropoda, Arachnida, Sarcoptiformes, Oppiidae. The transcript is spliced from 3 exons. The record is from RefSeq and is a predicted model, not a curated record. Gene Ontology annotation, biological process: regulation of transcription by RNA polymerase II. Gene Ontology annotation, molecular function: RNA polymerase II cis-regulatory region sequence-specific DNA binding; DNA-binding transcription factor activity. The coding region runs from base 1 to 1806 and encodes 601 amino acids.
AUGACAUCAAUGGUUGUGACAAUUGAUGACAUUUUGGAUCAAUUGUGGAGUGAAAACAAACGACUUCUCAAAGAGUUAUUGUUUGCCAACAAAUAUCUGAAUAUUUUGGAUGAAUUGAAAUCAGAAUUGAAUUUAAUUUAUAAUAAGUUUGAGACACAACUGAAAACUGAAGACAAGUUUAAUCAAUUGAGACAUCAAUUGAAUUAUAUUUACAAUAAAAGACAAGAGAAAGGAUUUACAGAAAAUAAUAGUAAACUUUUAAGACGUGAUGAUAAAAAUGGUACAAAAAAUUUGGACAAUCAUUUCGUUGAAGACACGGAUAAGUCUGAUUCAGAUAAUAUACAAGAAGUUGAAAACAAUAAUGAAAAUCAAAUCAACGAUAAAAACAGUAAAGAAGUAGUCGUUACCAGUAGUAGUAGUAAUGAUGAACAACUCAUAUCACCCAUAAAACCACAAUCAGUUGCCAACAAUCAAAUUAAAGGCAAACUUCUGUAUCUAAUACUACCUCCAAAUGUAUCACCACUUAAACCAUCGGAAUUUAAAAACAUUAAAAUCAAAUCAUUGACUACAACUAACUUACCAUUAAGUAGAUUGUCUAACAUUACUACUACUACUAAUAAUAAUGUAUUUCAAACUCAACAACAAUCAAAAACUGUUAGCUCAUUAUCAUCUAAUCAAUUGAAUUACAAUAGCAGUCAACAAAUUGAUAAAACAUAUGCUAAAACUAAUAACCAAUUAUUAAAAUGUCACACAAAAGACACAAUUGAUCAAAAAGAUUGCAAUCACUAUCAGUCAUUGAUAUCAUCUGAUUUUGAUGAAGAUAUAACCGGAAGAAAUGACCAGAAGAUUGUUACGAAAAAAUUUGUUAAACGAAAGUGUCGUUACGAUGGCUGCGACAAAAUGUUUACCUGCAGAAGUACUAUGUGGUAUCACUACAAAGUAUACCAUCCAUCGGAUACAACAAAAACAUUGAAAUGUCAGUACACGGACUGUCAGUUUGAAUGUGUAUACAAUAGCCAAAUGAAACAACACGUGAAUAAUAAACAUUUAAAAAAUAAUAAAUCAUUUGUUUGUCCAAUGAGUGGAUGUAAUAAAUUAUUUAAACAUUUACAUAGUCUUAGAUGUCAUGAACGGUUGCACACAAAUAUUUUAUUCAAAUGUCAUUUUGAUGGCUGUCAGCGACAGUUUCACAGUAAAGGAGAAUUGAAUAAACAUUUAGCUCAACACAAAAGUGAACCAACACUCAGGUGUAGAGUAAAGGGUUGUCCGGAAAAGUUUUUUACUGAAGCAAAAAGAGCCAAACAUCGAGAGAUAACUCAUAACUAUAAACGCAAAAGGAUUUAUAUAGAGAAACGGUGUGAUUGGCCCGGAUGUGACUAUUUCGGUAAACAUCUGACCGCUCAUAUGAAAGUUCAUUCGGGAAACAAACCGUUUUCAUGUGUUUGGCCUCAAUGUGACAAACGGUUUAGACAUAGGAUUAAUCUCGAACAGCAUAUGAAUGUUCACAAUAAUGUUAAACCAGGUCUGGUCAGAAGUUUUUCGGUGAUACCAAUGGAGUUAUCGGAGGAACACAAACGUGUCAUAAUUUAUUAUGAGUUUUUGUCCACACAAGACCCCAACGAAAUUCAUCGUCGGAUGAUGGACAGGUUGGGCAAUAAUAGCCCUGCUUACAGUACAAUCACCAAAUGGAUCCGACAUUUCAAACUCGGUGUACAGUCACUCAAAGAUGGCGAAAGAAAAGGUCCGGAAGUUACUGUAUCGACCCCUGAAAAUGCGGCCGCUGUUAUAUAUAUAUACAUACCGUGA